GGGGUGGAGGAGCAGAGGAGCAAGGGUUCCUGCACUUUGCUGUGUAUCCAAACUGCGGUAUGUACAGCCUAUUUGCAAUGAACCCCCAGUCCUAACCAUUUUACGCAAUUCCCCCGCCGUUACCUUUCCCUGCCCCCCCCCAGACUCCUACCCCCAUUGCUUUGCCCUAACUUGUGGUCUCCUAUGGUUUGGUAUGGUCUUUGAACCCCCCCCCCCAGAUCCGGCAGUGCCAGGCGGAGUGGCUGGCUGCCGGGGCGGACCGCUCCAGGUCCUGCGACGACUUCCUGCAACAGGUUGGCUACCGCGAGUACUCGCGCUACCUGUCCUUCCACUUCCCCUUCAUCCACGAGCGCUCGCUGCUGCGACACCUGCGGGCCUGCCCCUGGAGGAUAGACCAGCACGCGUUCAAGGCCUGGCGCCAGGGCCAGACCGGCUACCCGCUGGUUGACGCCGCCAUGCGGCAGCUGUGGAGCACGGGGUGGUGCCACAACCGCAUGCGAGUGGUGGCCGCGUCCUUCCUCGUGAAGGACCUGCUGCUGCCGUGGCAGUGGGGGCUGAAGCACUACUGGGAUGCGCAGAUCGAUGCGGACCUGGAGUGCGAUGCGCUGGGCUGGCAGUAUGUCAGCGGGGGGAUGAGCGACGCGCACCCGUUCAGCUACAUGAUGGAUCUGGAGGCGGAGGCGCGGCGGUUCGACCCGGACGGGGAGUUCGUGCGGCGCUGGCUGCCGGUGCUGUCGCGGCUGCCCACACAGCACAUACACGCGCCCUGGAAGGCACCGCCGCAGGUGCUGGCGGCCGCUGACGUGGAUCUGGGCUGCAACUACCCCGCCCCUAUCAUCUCCCUCACGGACGCACACGCCAAUGUGCAGUACGCUUGUGCCGUACUCGACAAGUGUGCCGUACAGCAGUCCAGUGAGAGCGGCGGCAAGAACCCCUACCGCGCCCCCACCUACCCCAUGGCGAUGCCUAGCGGCGGCGGAGGCAGCGGCCCGAUUGUGGCGGCUGCUGCGGGUGCGGGUACGAACACGAGUAGUGGUGCGAAUCCGACUGGGAACGGAGGAGGCCGCACGGGGCCGUCGGCGGGGAACACAGGCGACGGCGGCACGGGAACUGGGUCUGGUACGGCAUUCCAUCCGCACAACAACGCAAGCGCUCCUACAUCUCUGCAGCAGCAGCCGCAGCAGGCUGACGGCGGAGGCGGUCAGCAGCCUCCGGAGUCUCGCUCCGGAAGCGCCGCACACGGCCCCGUCAGCAGCGGCGCCGCCGGCGCUGCCGUACAACCGCCGCCGCCGGAAGGUGCCAGGGGCGCAGCUGCGGCCCAGCCCGGUGCUGGUGGUGGUGGCGGCGGAGGCGGGGUGCCGUACUACAUGCCUGGCGAUGCAGCGGGUCAGGAGAUGCUGGAGCGCAUUCUCCGGCAGCAGCGCCGGGCUCGGGGGGCGGCUGCACGGCACCAAGACGGCAGCGGUACGGGUAAUAACCGCAGUAACCGCAAUACCUCGGGCGCGCUACAGCAGCAGCAACACCAGCACCAGCAGCAUGGUGGGUAUAACUACGCUCAGCAGCAGCAGCAGCAACAACAACAUCAGAUGGCGCCGUACGGAGCCCUGGGCGAUCCCGCUGCAGAUGCAGCAGCAGCAGCAGCCGCAUGGACGAAUGAACGCAUGGCGGCAGGACUGGAGGAUGAGGAGGCUGUAGCGCUGUGGCAGCAGCAGCAACAGCUGUUGCAGGGCGGUACGGCGGCGCUUGCCUUUGAGCAAGCCAUGCAAAUGCUGCUGGCGCGAAGGCGCAUGGGCGACGGCGCUAGUAUGUUCUUCGGUGACCCACGGGUCGGUUUCGAGGGCGGCCCCGAGGGGGAGCAGUUGAUGCUACUGGAGGAGGCUGGGGACAGCGAGGAGGUGGUUUCCAACACGGUGGGACUGAAUGCCACGGCUUUCACGGGGGCUAGCUGUCGGGCGGGGACGGCUCGUGGAGCGCGGCGGCUUGAGAUGCAUGCCACGGCGUCGACUGGCGAGCGGGAGGGCUCGGAUGAAGACAUGGGGUCCCCGGUGACAGCCAUCGGCGGCGGCGGCGGCGGCGGCUCGCCUCGAGGUCUUCAUUAUCGUCAUCAUGGGCAGCACCACCAACAGCAGAGGAGCCAUCACCAGCAGCAGCAGCAGCGUAAACGGCGGCAGUCGCACAGCGACGGUGACAAUGACGCCGGUCGCCAUGAGGAGGAGGAGGAGGAGGCAGCGGCGGCGGAGGGUGAUGAUGAGGCGCGUUAUGAGACGGGCGGCGGUGGAGGCAGCGGCUUCCAAGCCAUGCAAUGUGAUGAGGAAGGAGGAGCGGAUGAGGAGCAGCAGCGGAGGAGAGAGGAAAGGGAGGAGGGAGGAGGUGCGGCUGGGGAUGGGCAGGGCGAGGGUGGGGGUCGCGUGUCGGGGGACGGAGGAGAGGGCGGAGCGGAGAGGGUGCGUGGCGGGGGUUCGCGUCGUGCGAGAGUGAGUGAGGGCACGGAUGAGCUGCAGCAGCAGCGGCGGAGGAGCGAGGAGCAGGAGGCGGAGGACAUGACAUGGAGGCGUAGUGGUGGUGUUGGGGUUGGCGGAGGGGAGGAUGAGGCUCACCUGGCUCUCGGGCGGUAUGGAUCGGAGGGAGAUAGCGGUGCGCCGCAGCGGCAGCAGCAGCAGCAGCAACACCUGCAGCAUCGUCCCCAACAAGUGGCGGCGCCGCUGCCCCUGCAGCAGCAGCAGCAGCAGGACUUGCAACACGGACAGCACAAGCGCCGGCGCUCCGAAUCUGGGUCUCUGGAUUGGGAGUAGGAAGUUCGGAAGUUUGGGGUGGCGCCAUGGGUGGGCGUUGGAGAAGAGAAAGACGUAAACUGCUAAUCAUGUGUGGGUGUGUUCGGCCGCAUAGCUUGUAUUCGUUGAGUGAACCACAGGGCUACUGUACGCGCCCUCUUUUUGUUACGAGCGGUGUGAUGCUUCGAGACCUGAAAAAGAAGCCAGGAAAGCGAGUUGGGUCGCUACAAGGCUCCGUUGUCGGCCCCUUGGAAACGUAAGAGUGCGUGGAAAGAAGACUUGCACUGUUACUCUUGACUUUUCCUGCGUGCAUGUUGACAUGCGCAGCUGCAGCUGCGGCUGGGGCUGCUGCCUAAUGAGUGAAACCUCAUGCAAUAGUAUCUUUAUCGCGUGUCUUUUCCACGCUACCCUAGGUGGCUGUUGUUGUUGCUGGCCACGGUUUGCUUUGCGGUUAGAAUGCUACCUGUUUCUCCAGCACUGUUUAUGGCCUGUUACUACUAUAGCUACCCGACCUUUGGCGAAAGCGUGCUGGGUUACCAUCUGAGUAAGGAGAAGCUGUGUGCGAGAGAGAGGAUGUGGGUGAGCGGUAAACCACUACAGCGUUUUGCUUUUUGCGGCUUUCCUUGGGACACUGCGCGGAUGCUUUCCAGAGGACACUGCAGGGCUGUACGGCGACAUAGGAGCACCUCAUUGGCUUUGUGUCAGCCGUACAGACCUGUUUGCAAGCCGAUUUUCCCGCAGUGCGUUUCACGACGUGUUUGUUCUGACUCGCUUGUGUUGUGGACGACUGCUGCUGCACUGUCUAGGCUCCCCAGCACUGCCGGCUGUACUGAAGACCCAUGGGUCACAAUAAGGUUGAAUAAGAGGUCCCCAUUUCGAACGUUCCUCAUGAGACUGAUGACUGAUGCUCCGAAUGCGGACCUUGAUGCAGCAGGUUGCUUGCCCUUUGGGGUUGGAGCGAGUUUCGGUUACGUUAACACCCUGGGUAAACCUGGGCUUUCCGCUUUCCCAUUUUGUACACGGAGGAGGGGGUCACAUAAAAGGUGGGGUUUCUCAGCUCGUUUUUUGCGUAACGUGUGGGUUAUGCGCGAGAGGAACGGGUGGUGGAGGGUGUGCGUUGUGCGGGUGAUCUGUGGUGCCUCGAGCAGCUAAUAAAGGUAGCCUACGGAACCUGGAUACCCGGGGCCUGGGGCUCGGCGGGGUAUAUCCUAGAUUUGCAAAGGUCGUUACUCGCGGUUUACCUGGACCGCCAGCCGGCAAACUCCGGUGCAUCAGCCGCCUGGAUGCGCGCCCUGCUUACAGGGCCCCCGCUGUGUGUUGCGCUGUGAUGGAACCCGUUGGUGGGGCGGUUUUCCGGGGUCCGGCCGAGAGGCCCGGAAGACCAAGGAUAACCCCUGGUGGUUUCGAAUGCUUGUCUGUUGAGAGGAGUUGGCAUUUGGCUGUGGUUUCUUCUCGCUUGUGUGUGCUGUCCUGAUUGCAGUAGUUGGGUGCUCCAAGCUCUUGCUUGCAUGCUAUCCUACGUUGUAAAUGUCAUGGCCGUGCAGCGGUUUCGGCCAUCCAUUGAAAAUGAUAAUCAGUUGAAUGAGAAAGGCGGCCUGCGCGAAUGUUGAGAUUUGCGAUAUGGAGAGGCGGACGAGGUUUACAUUUGACGGAGGAGUGCUUCUGAGUGCGGUCCCUUAACUGGACAUAGGUGGAGCGGCGAGCAGGAACGUCCUGGCGACCGUUGAAUCCGAGUCGUUGCUGUCACAAACAGCCAGAGUAGCCGGCUUAAAGUACAUGUUGCUCGGUGCUGCGGUUGAGCCGGCUUCGCUGGGAACCGGCCCUGAAGCCCAGGCCUGUUGUUGUCAUGUGGGGUUGCGCUCCUUGCUCCACUUAGAGGGGAGUGCAAAGGAGGAACGGAACGCCACAAACAAGUGCGCUUGUGCCGAGUGUUGUACCGAGUUUAGAGGGUUCAGGCGGGAAGGCAGUGUGUCACUAACCGGGGUUGGUUUUGAGCCAUUUCGCCGUACCAUCUGUAGUACGGUUGGGCGAGGGAUGCAUGAUGUGGACGAUUGACUUUGCCACGAGUGCUGUGAGAGCGAGUGAGGAGUGCGGCAAUGAAGGGAUACUGGAGUGAGAGCUAGCGGCUUUACUGACGUAACCACUGUUGCUUGAAGCCAGUCAUGCGCUUCGCUUUACGGUAACUUUAUCACCCUGCUCACGCGGGGAUUACACGCAUACAUUUUGGUUGAGAGUGGAGGUCUGACGCACCCUAUCAGGUAAUCCUUUGCAUGUUUACAUCUCCUGCAGUCGCCGCACAUCACAAUCCAUAACACUGCUGACAAAGAACGCUGCUAAACGGAGAACCGACCUCACCUAAGUGUGCGCUAUUAUGAUCUUUGCCUCGAGAUAACGGUUUGCUCGGGUAACUUUUAACUUCUGUGCCUGGAAGGAAAUGUCCGUUGGGAGUACGGUCCUUCGGUCCAAUUAUGGCCGAAAAGCCGACUUUAAACAGGUUGACCCGUUAACAGUUUGUUAAAUUCAUAAUAGA
Molecule: messenger RNA, 5301 nt
Organism: Astrephomene gubernaculifera
Lineage: Eukaryota; Viridiplantae; Chlorophyta; Chlorophyceae; Chlamydomonadales; Astrephomenaceae
Source: the annotation of a GenBank genome assembly